Molecule: messenger RNA, 2801 nt
Organism: Cajanus cajan (pigeon pea)
Lineage: Eukaryota; Viridiplantae; Streptophyta; Magnoliopsida; Fabales; Fabaceae
Product: receptor protein kinase-like protein ZAR1
Biological process (GO): protein phosphorylation; regulation of DNA-templated transcription
Cellular component (GO): nucleus
Molecular function (GO): protein binding; protein kinase activity; DNA binding
Source: RefSeq, a predicted model, not a curated record
CUGAAAAUUGUUGUAUGAGCUAAUUUUACUUGUAUAAAAACAAGUAAUGAGAGAAAGUGCAGUGCGAUUCGAAGUUGCAUGCGUGUAACGAAAUGGAGAAGAACACCAAACAUUCUGAUUCUCUCUCUAUCCUGUGUUUUCUUACAUUAUACUUCACUCUUUGUCUCUUCCUUCCACGGUUGCACUCUUUCGGUUAACAAGUCUCUCACUAUUUUUGGCGGGAGCUAUGCCCCACCAAAUUAAAAACAAACCAUCUUUCUCAUAAAUACAACACCAUCCCCUCCACCCUUUCACACACUCAUCUCUCUCAUAACACACUGCAACUAAACACUCUCAUCUUCCCUCAAAACGGCGUCGUACCAUUCACCAUUCCCUUAAAGACACAAGAAUUCCUCAAUGACACUCUCUCCCUUUCUAUUUCUCUUUCUCCUUCUAAGCUUCUGCUUUUUCUUCACUCCGGCGCUUUCUCUCUCCUCCGACGGCCUCGCCCUUCUCGCUCUUAAAUCCGCCGUCGACCAACCCUCCGCCGCCUUCUCCGACUGGAACAACGGCGACCCCACGCCCUGCGCCUGGUCCGGAGUAUCCUGCGCCAACAUCUCCGGCCAGCCGGAGUCCCGCGUCGUCGGACUCUCCCUCGCCGGAAAAUCCCUCUCCGGCUACCUCCCCUCGGAGCUCGGCACGCUCCGCUUCCUCCGCCGCCUCAACCUCCACGACAACGCCUUCUCCGGCGUCCUUCCGCCGCAGCUCGCCAACGCCACCGCGCUCCACAGCCUCUUCCUCCACCGCAACAACCUCUCCGGCCCCCUCCCCGCCGCCCUCUGCGCCCUCCCGCGCCUCCAGAACCUCGACCUCUCCGACAACGCCUUCUCCGGCCACAUCCCCGACGACCUCAAAAACUGCAAGAAUCUGCAGCACCUAAUCCUCGCCGGAAACAAAUUCUCGGGCGAAAUCCCCGCCGGCGUGUGGCCGGAGCUGCAGAACCUCCUUCAGCUCGACCUCUCCGCGAACGAGUUCACAGGCUCCAUCCCUAACGACCUCGGAACCCUAAUUUCCCUCUCCGGCACGCUGAACCUCUCGUUCAACCACCUCUCCGGUAGGGUUCCGGCUUCAUUAGGAAAAUUACCGGCCACAGUUAGCUUCGACCUCAGAAACAAUAACCUCAGCGGCGAAAUCCCCCAAACGGGGUCGUUUUCAAACCAAGGCCCCACCGCGUUCCUUGGAAACCCUAACUUAUGCGGGUUUCCGCUUAGAAAAUCAUGUUCCGGUUCGAACCGUGGUUUUUCACCCGGUUCGGACCGGAACCAACCGGUUAACCGGUCUAAGGGGUUGAGUCCCGGUUUGAUUAUUUUGAUCUCAGUGGCUGAUGCUGCUGUAGUGGCCCUCAUUGGGCUUGUGAUUGUUUAUGUUUAUUGGAAGAAAAAGGAUGAUGAGAAUGCAUGUAGUUGCAUUAGGAAGAGGAGUUUCGGUGAAGAGAAAGGGGGUGCGUGUGUGUGUGGUGGGUUUUCAUGUGUGAGUGGUUUGAGGAGUGAAGAUGAUGACGAUGAUGAUGAGGUGAAGGGUGAGGGUGAGGGUGAAGGGGAAUUGGUGAGGAUUGAUAAGGGUUUGAGUUUUGAACUUGAUGAACUGUUGAGGGCUUCGGCUUAUGUGUUGGGGAAGAGUGGGUUGGGGAUAGUGUAUAAGGUGGUGUUGGGGAAUGGGGUGCCUGUGGCUGUGAGGAGGUUGGGGGAGGGUGGGGAAGAGAGGUAUAAGGAGUUUGCUGCGGAGGUUCAGGCCAUUGGGAAGGUCAAGCACCCUAAUGUUGUGAGGUUGAGGGCUUACUAUUGGGCGCAUGAUGAGAAGCUUCUCAUCAGUGAUUUCAUCUCCAAUGGCAACUUGGCACAUGCCCUUAGAGGGAGAAAUGGCCAACCAUCAACAAAUCUUUCAUGGUCCACCAGACUGAGAAUUGCCAAAGGAACAGCAAGAGGCCUGGCCUAUCUCCACGAAUGCAGUCCAAGAAAAUUCGUCCACGGUGACAUCAAACCCUCUAACAUCCUACUAGACAACGACUUUCACCCCUACAUUUCUGAUUUUGGCCUAAACCGUCUCAUAAGCAUCACUGGUAACAACCCCUCCACCGGUGGAUUCAUGGGUGGAGCCCUUCCUUACAUGAAGUCAUCACAGAAAGAGAGAACCAACAACUACAAAGCCCCCGAGGCUCGUGUCCCUGGCUGCAGACCCACCCAGAAAUGGGACGUGUACUCAUUCGGCGUUGUGUUGCUUGAAAUACUAACUGGGAGGUCACCAGAAUCGUCUCCCACGACAUCAACUUCUAUGGAAGUCCCUGACUUGGUGAGGUGGGUGAGGAAAGGAUUCGAUCAAGAAAGCCCUUUAUCUGAAAUGGUGGAUCCAUCAUUGCUCCAAGAAGUGCGCGUUAAGAAAGAGGUGCUGGCUGUGUUUCAUGUAGCACUGGCUUGCACAGAGGGAGACCCUGAGGCCCGGCCUAGGAUGAAAACUGUCUCUGAAAAUCUUGACAAGAUUGGAACGUAAUAUUUGAGUGUGUGCAGUGUGGUAGCUCUAGGACUCUCAGCCUGAGGCUGGAAUUACCCAAAAGAUACACUUCAAUCUAACGAUGCAUUUCUGUGGUAAGUGGUAACACACAAGAUUUUAUGCUAGCAUCAAUCUAAUGGUGCUGCAUUCCGUUCCUUCCAUCUUGGAUUAGCUAGCUCCGUUACAUUUGUUUUGGAACUCAAAGAAAGUUUUGGAGAGUUGUAAUUAUCACGGUCUCACUUACAUCCCAUUCUCAUUUUUUAUUGUUUGUUACA